AUGGCUUUCUCCCUCCAGGAGGCACUCGAACAGAUCCGCAGCGACAAGGUCAAGGAUCGUCAACAAGGACUCGAAGCCAUCGACCACAUCUUUGCCGACGCCGAGAAUGCGCGCAACCUCGACCCGAAGCGCGACGGCCGAGCGUGGCUCAAGACCUUCCAGUCGCUCUUCGUCUGCGUCCUCGCAGAAAAGACAGCAUGCAUACGCAAGGGAUCCUUUGUCGAUGCACAGCCCACCGCACUUGCACGGCUCCAACGCUCCGCCCAGACGCUUCGCUCCCUCGUCGACAAGUCUGCCUCGCUGCUCACUCGCAAAGUGGUCAAGGCGCUCGUCAUCCACAUCCACCAGAUGCUCAAUCACCGCGGCACUCUCCUCCAGCCCAUCGCACCUGCCUACAUCGCCGCCCUCUGCACCAUCCUUCGACAUCCGCAUCACGUCGACCACCUCGACCCCGAAGAUUGGUCCGCUGUGGCUUCACUGUGCUUCGACAUUCUGCUCACACGCGAGCUCGGCUCUGACCCUACCACUCCUGCAGAUGCGCAACAGUGGCUCGCAUCCGCCCCGUCUGCCCAACAACCUCCUCUGCAACGGCGCGGCCUCAGCCUCGAGCAUGCUGUCACGGCAGAGUGCCUGAGCCACCUCAUAUCCAGCAGUGUCGCACCUCUCCUCGGCGCACAAGGCUACGGCUUGCCGCUUCUCGCCGACUACGUGCGUUUCCUGCUUGCCUAUCCAUCCGAGUCGUCCGCCCACCUUCCCACCCUCACCGGCCUCGUCGUCUUGCUCGAGCAUCUCGAACUCAAUCAUACCUCCCAAGUCGUCCUGGCCACCCUCGCCGUGCGCAAUAUCCUCCUCAAUCUCUGGAAGACCAAAAAUCAGCUUCUCAAGGCACAGCUUCUCCUCGUCUUCCGCAUGGUCACCGACCCCAUCGCCUCCUGCGCACUCGCACGUCCAGACGCCGCAUCAUCACAACAUCACGCAUUGCCAUCCGACGACGCCAUCGCCUUUUUGCAAGCUAUCCACGAUACGCUCCUCAACGAUCCAGACAGUCGCUGGGCCCUCGAGCCGCUCCACAUGGACGCCCUUCUUCUUCGCUGGCCUCAACACCCACAGCCCGUUCAUCGCGACAUCGCCGUGAUCAAUGCCGCUUUCAGCCUCAGCCCCACAUCUUCCGACAGAGAUGCACUCGCAUGGUGCCGAAUCGGCCUCCACGUCGACCUCAUCGACGCUCUCACCACAAUAGCACGUCAGCCCAUCGACCGUUCCGAUCGCCCUGCCACAUCCAAUCUCGACGAACACGCUGCCGGCCCUUCUACCCAGGCCUCCUCCUCGCCCGCCAAGCGCAGACGCACGACUCCUACCUCCAGCCCGCAAAAGCGAUCCAGGCUCAGUUCACACCAGCCAACCGGACUGUCAUCGGAAGCCCAGGGUCUCCUUCCUCUCAUAGGCAUGCUCUCACAUACUGAUGCCUCGGCGCCAUCCAGUCCAGCUGCGCGUCUAUCUGCCGUGCAGCUUCUCACCUUCCUCGUGCUCUGCAAGCCACAUCUCCUCACUCCCAUCGCCAUCGACCACCUCCAAAAAUGCUUGCUCGCCGUGAUAGCCGAUACGGACACCGCCACGGUCUCUUGGAGCUUGCUCGCAUUGGCCUCUAUCCUGCUCAUGCACUCGGACAAUGCCGACGAUGCCUCGAGACUGUCCUCUGCCACCCAAGCCUGGGUCAUCGCAGCGCGCAAGCUACAGCUGCCAGCCACCUCUCGCGCUGCCGCCUACCUGCUCAGUGUCCUGCUCGCAAGCUCCGCGCUACCAGAUUCCAAGCUUCAGCCAGAGAUCGCUCGCUUGCUCGCCGAUGUCGACCUGCAAGGCCCGCCGAUGGUCUGUGAUAGCGUCUGCCAUCUCAUGGCACUCCUUUUGCGUCACACCACCUCGAACCGCGCCUUUCAUCUGCUCGACCCCAGAGCCAAAAUCGGUGCAUGGCUCGCCAGCACCUACUCCCCAGCAGCAACAAUAUCAUCCUCGGCAUCCAACGGUCCUUUUGUCCCCUAUGACGAUCUCAUCCGCCUCGUCGAUUGCAUCGUUGCAGAGAGCCAUCCGCAAUCCUCGUCACGAGCUCCUCUGGACGCCUUCGGCUCCAAUCCUGGCGCCGCUUUCGCUUCGGCACAACGGCGCGCAAGGCUGCAGCCACUGCGCAACCUUGUCCUUCGUUCCACCAUCGCACUUGCAAGUCUUGCGGAUACCACGCUCCAAACCGAGGUGACAGCGGCCAACCCUGCCCUCAUGUCUGCCGAGGCUCUGCAUCGAAUGACCGUCGUGCUGGACAGGAAUGUCGACGCCUGCCUCACUGCCUUGCAAGAUUUGACUGCCGAUACAAAUGGCGCAGCAUCCUUGACAGGCCAUGCAGCCAUCACAGCGCUGCAUCUGGCCAUCUUGGCGCUCGACGUUGGCACGAAAUCCACAAGUCAAUCCGGCUCCCAUCGCACGUCCAGCAUUCGAAGCUGCUGCCAGAUCAUCGUCAGGAUCCUCGCUAUUGCAUCCAGCGUGGAUGCCGUGCGCAGCGGUGGUUACGCUCUCGCAAUCGAGCAGCUCACGCUCCUGUUGCCAGCAGCUUCCGCAAUCUCGGAUAGCUCGACAAAGACUAAUCUACUCGUCGAUUUCGGUCCCAGCAGCGGGAUAGCGGCCCGUCUGCUCGCCAAAGAGCAGCCAGAACAACCUCGAUCCGGACUUCCUGCCCUUGACGAAUCAUCGCGACGCAUUUGGAAGGCCAUCCGCGAUGCGAACAUGCUGGAUACCGUGCUCGCGAGCUGUGCCAAGCUGUUUGAGACCACGCUCUUUGGCGACGACGAAGCCGAGGCCGAACCGUCGUCCCAAGUCGCUGUCGGCUCUGGGGAUGUCUUUGACGACGUGCCGGAAAGCAGUUCCUCCACCUUCGUAAAUGCCACAGCAGCAGCCCACCUCGGCUCAUCCGCUUCCAUCGAGGUGGUCAUCCGCUCGACCGUGCGCCUGCUCUUGGCCGUGCCGCGUAUCGUGACCGGUGCAGCCGAUGCGCGUCACCAGGAGCUCGUGGUGUCGUCCUUCUUCGAUUGCUCGGUCCAGGGCAUCGUCGCGCUCGCGCCCGUGCUCUUCGACUCGUUCCGCGACGGCACGCUCUGGAUGAGCCAUCGCGACGUCAAUGACGCUUUGGACCGCCUCGGCACCGAGCUGCUCGCCUCGUAUCGCUUUGCGCGCCAUCAAGCCGCAAGGCUUGCCACCAUCCGCGCCGUCUCUUGCGUCAUGCCUCUGCUGCUUGGCGAACUCGACGAGCAAUCCGACCUCUUCGACAAAGUGCAGAAGCUCUCGGCUUUCUUUGCAGACCAGAUCGGCCGUACAAAGUGGCCAACGCCGUGGGAGGUGCAGCUGGCCUGUGCCGACUUCCUCGCCGAGCGUCUGCGUCUCGAUCCCGACGGACGUCUUCUUCGGUCCGGUACCGCUCGAGCCCCAAGUGCUUCCCCCGUCACCGCGCUACUCAAGCUUCACGCGGAUCCAGAUGUACGUGUCCGCGCGCUCGGUUCUCCCAUCGCCACCUCGGUCGUCUCGACAUUUACCGGCUCCCAAGCCGAUCUCGACGAGCUCUACACGAUCUUCCGAGAUGGCCUCCCCAGCGACUCGACUCAGCCACGACUCAUCUUGACCCGGGCACUCAGCCUCUGUAACGCGGCGAUCGCCAGCUCAUCGGUACGAAGAUCCUCGAUCUUUUAUCUUUUGGAGAUUGUCUUGGCCACGGGCAUGCUUUCCAGCACAGUCCAGGAGCUUUUUGCCAAGUUGGCCGCACGCCUUGGCUUUCCAGACGCCUCCAGCUGCUACCAGGCGUUUGCAGGCCAGAUCACAUGGGGCUUGGCUACCAACGGGUACGAUCCGCUCCAGUUGCCUUGGAAGGUUCUCGGCUACGCGAGCAAACGCGUCUGCCUCGAAGCGACUUUUGCAGCCUGCGGAAGCAUGCUUCUGGCAACACAAACGGCCGACGGCCGCACUCAAUUCGGCGCCCUCGUCCAACUCACCCGUCGCAAUCGCCAACAAGGUCUGCAAGAAUGCCUUCCCUUCCUCACUGCUGCCUACAUUGGAUUCGCGGCGCAGGCGGAGCAAGGCACCUCUUCCAACACCGCUGCGAUCUGCGAGCGGACCCUGCGUGAUCUGGCCUCGCUCGGUGUUGUCGAAGGGGACGACGCUGCAGCCUUGCGAGAGAUGAUCGUACAGGCCGACGAUCUGACCAUCUCGACCUUGCUGCUGCUAUUCUACCAACCGGGAGCGACGCUCGCAGAAAGCCGCGCAUCCAUCCUCGAAGCGAUAGCUCCCCUCGAUGACAAGUGCGCCAAGACGGUCGACGCGCUGACACCAACGAAAAACGAUGGCGCUGCGAGCUGCCACGAACCCAGCCGCCCCUUCUUCUCGGCCGCCGUGCUUUACACGGCGCUCGCCGCCUUACCCCAACUUGGAAUCGCCGCUUUCGCCCCCCAGACGGUGUACAACGUGUUGCGCCACAUGUUCUACCACAUCUCCACCUCGCGCUUUGUCAACGACCAGGUGCGCAUGUGUGCAGCGCUGCGGAUUUACAUCGCCAUGUGCGGCGACGCCUUUUGGAAAGAUGCGCUCAACAACCAGCUGCUGAUUCGCAGCAUCGAGCGAUUGCUCGAGCAGCCCCAGCUGCACGACGAAUUCCGCCCGCUACUCGUCUAUGCCUGCACCGCCUCCUGCCUGGCAACCAAAGCGCCUGAAUCACUUGUGUCGUGCAUCGUCGCCUGGUCGCAGCAGCUAGCAGAACGCCUCGUCGCUUCGCCGGCGUCCGGUGCCUGGUUGCUUGAGGCGGCCAACGCCCUAGCACGGUCUUCGCCAGUGGCCACAUCUGCUGUCGUGCUUCUAUGGCCAGUCGAUUUGGCCAACACCGAGCACACUGCCGUCGAGAGCCUCGUCGAUAUCGGCACGCUGACCUACGCUCUCGAGGCUUGCCCGACGCUGUCACCUCGGCUGCCGUCGCUGCUGCGCAUCCGGUCCGUGCUGACCCGGGCCGAAAAGCCUCAGCUGGCUGCAUUCUGCAACGGCCCGGCGUGGAAGCUGCUGGAGCGAGCAGCAGAUGCUUCACGCCAACGAGUCGGUCAGGCCGGGGAUCCUCUCGGCGACGUCAUCAACGACAUCUUUACCGCGAUCGUCGGCGUGCAGGAGGCUGCCUGUCUGCACCGAGAAGCGCGAAGACUCGGUGGCAAAUGGAACGCGCGGGCGGUGGAAGACUUUUUGGAAGCGGCGGACACCAGCCACAUUCGGAGUUUGUCUGCCGCAGCGAUCCUUACCGUCCAUCAACUGGCCCAGGAUCUACCGAUCGAACAGGGCUACCAAGCAUACGAGGCGCUGCGAGAUAUGGCAGCCGUUCUGGACGAGCCACUCGCCGAGGUGCAUCCUGCCAAAAUGUCAGCUGCAGCGAAACAAGAGCUCAGCCGCGUCCGCCCUGGCCUCGGCCCGCCUCUGACUGCGCCUCGCUCCGUAGAUGCACACGAUGUUAUGUUCGCAGAGCUCGUCGACAUUGCAAGCUCGGCAGACAAGUGGCUCUGCCGUAUGGCUGCCAUCCUAUGCGACCUGGUUGCUUCGAUGCCGCAUUUGGCUCUCUUCCGUCCCGCGCGACGCCUGGUAGAGGCGAAUGCAGAAGCGGCCCACGCUCUCUUUCCCAUCUUGCUUCUGUGCUUCACGGCGGACGAUGCGGCACAGGGAUCCUCUGCGAUUGCUACCGAAAACCGGAGACGAAGCGGCGGGAGCGCGACGCCCUCGCGAGCACAGCGGGACCAAGGACUCGCUGCAACGCGUGCAGUCAUCGCGCAGCACUUUGAAGCCGUGCUCGGACGCACCACCUCGGAUCCUGUCUGCAGCGAGAUCAUUGUACAGGCGCUCUUGGCUCUGCGCGCCUUCCGUCCAGUGCAGUCGGAGCCGGAUAACGUCUGCUUCUGGUACCGCGUGGACUCAAGCCUGCUUGCCAGCCGAUGCAUCGCAGCAGGUCAGCUCACCGCGGCCAUCUUUUUCCUCGAGCACGGCAUUCAGAACGCGACUGGAAAGCCAGAGACCACGACGAUCCGCAGCGCCAACCAGUUGCUGCACCAGGCCUACAUGAACAUCGACGACCCGGACGCUUUCUACGGCAUCACGGACGGAGAUGUGCGCGACUCGGUGCUCUUGCGACUGCAUCACGAGGGACAGUGGUUACGGGCGUUCCAGUAUCACGCAGCGGACUACGAAGCUUGCACCAGCGACGGAGAGCGCAGACGAGCCGCAGUCACACUCGGUCAGAGCCUACAACAUCUCGGAUUCCCUCGACUGGUGGAUGGUAUCGGAUUGAAUGUCGGAUUGAAUGACGCCGGGCACGACCGCUUCGCCUCGGCGCCGAAUCUCGGCGGAUCCUCUACAUCUACAUCGUGGGAUCUACCUCUCGCAUCGCAGUCACUGGAAGGCAAGGCACCGAGCGUGGAAGACGUGCUACAUACGCUGCGCCAAGCGAGUGCCGAGCAGGAUGUCGACGCACCUUUGUCGCAUGCCUUCCGAUCGAAGCUGCAAGCGCUAUGCUCGACCUCGGUCGAGAGCGCCAAGGCGCUGCGCAGUCUCCAAGGCGAUCUGCUUGCGCUCGGUCAAAUCAAAGACUGGCGCAGGGCAUCGAGCUCAAUGGGCGCCGAGGAGGCGGUCGCCCAUCUGCGCAGCCAAUGGGUGCGAGUCGAGGCGUCGGAGCGCUUCGAGCUGACCGAGCGUGUUCUCGACACGCGCCAGUCGGUGCUGCAUGCCGUACGGCAGCGGAUGCACGUGGACCAGAUCGGUGAUGUGCUGGAUGGGCCUGUCGAAGAUGUGGCACGAGUGGAGCGUCUGCUUCUGGUGGCUUCGAGUCGCCGCGCCCGCGAGCACGGCAAGCUGCAGAAGGCCAUCAACGCGGUCGCUCGUGCACAGCGGAUCGAGGACGCGCUGGGAGACGGCGAGGAGCUCGCGCGGGAAGAGUUUGCGGCGGUGCUGUGGGAUCAGAACGAACACUCGCCUGCCAUUCAGCUGCUAUCGCAGGUUGUCGAUGGCAUCGGCGUCACACAAAGCUCGUCGUCGUCUCAGAAGCGCCGUGCGGCGCGGCUACUGGCGUUGCUAGCACAGUGGCGUGCCACUGCUCGCUCGCAACAGCCGAGGGAGAUCGACCGCAGUCUGUUCGAGCCGGCAUUGAAGCUGACCGCUGUUCCUGCAGCUUCGAGCUCGAACGGCGAAUCGAGUCCAGCUGCAGCAGAACAGUCCGAGAUAGCAUACAGGUGGGCAAGAUUUGCGGAGCAGCACCAUCGAGACUCGGACCUUGCCGAGAUCACGCGCCUGCGGCUGUACACAGACCGACGCCGCGAGGAGAUCGCACAGAAUCAACGCGAGUGCGAGCGAACGACCUCCAAGACGGAACGAUCCAAGCUGCUUCAGUUCCAGCGCCAGGCCGAAAAGAUCCUGCUGCAGGACGAGACGAGGCUGAUGGAGCUCGAGGCGUCGCGCACGCACUUUCUGCGCCGAAGCGUCGCCAUGUACGCGCGUGCGUUGGCGACGUCGGACGAGCACGACGAUGCGGUGCCACGACUGGUAUCGUUGUGGCUGGAGCACGCGGCGGAUGCGGAGCUCAACCGGCUGCUGUCGACCUGCCUGCCAUCGAUCCCGUCGCACAAGUUUGUGGGGCUGAUGCACCAGCUGUCGGCGCGGCUGACGGAGCUGCCGGAUGCAGCGGACGUCAUGGUGCCGUUCCAGACGAAUCUGUCGCGCCUGCUGCUGCGCAUGUGCCAGGAGCAUCCGUUCCACUGCCUGUACGCCAUCUUUGCGCUGAUCAAGACGGGCGCAGAUGCCAAGGCUGCGGCAACGCAUCGGCCAAGCCCAAGAAGCACGCUGUCGGUGCCCGAGGGUGGCGCCUCACAAUCGGCGUCUCCUCCCGUGCUCCGGUCGACGGCGGCGGAGAAGAUCUGGACGCACAUUAAGCGGCGCUCGUCGCUGGGCAAGCGCAUCCGCACGUUCGAAGAGCUGUGCCUGGCGUACGUGGAGUGGGCCGAGUUUGACCUCACCUCACGGGCGGACCGCUACUUUCAGAACAGCGGUUCGAUCAAGAAAGGAGCGCUGCGGAUGCCGCCGUCGGGCGAGCUGCGCCUGGCGCGUAUGCGGGAUCUGGAUAUACCCGUGGCGACGGCGCGGCUCGAGAUCGAUGCGACGUGCCGGUACGAGAGCUUCGUGUCGAUCGUCCGGUACGGCGAGACGUUUACGACUGCGGGAGGCAUCCAUCUGCCCAAGAUCAGCGAGUGUAUCGGGAGCGAUGGACGGCGGUACAAGCAGCUAUUCAAGCGCGACGACGAUCUGCGGCAGGAUGCGGUGAUGCAGCAGGUGUUUCGCAUGGUCAACGGGCUGCUGGAGGCGGAUCGACGGACGCGGGAGCGGAAGCUGGCGAUUCGGACGUACACGGUGCUGCCGCUGGGGCCUCAGUGCGGCUUGCUCGAGUUUGUGACCAACACGCUGCCGCUGGGCGAGGUGCUGAUCGAGCUGCAUGCGCGGUACCGGCCGCAGGACAUUACGCCGGCGCAGGCGCGUGCCAAGCUGCGGGACGCGCAGCCCAUGCGUGCCGAGGCCAAGCUGGAGGCGUUUCUGGACGUGUGCCAGGCGAUGCAGCCUGCGAUGCGCUACUUUUUCAGCGAUGCGCAGCGGAUGCCGCGCGAUUGGUACGCGACGCGGCUGCGGUAUACGCGGAGCGUGAGCACCAACUCGAUCGUGGGACAUGUGCUCGGACUGGGCGACCGACACGUGUCGAACAUCUUGCUGGACCAGGCGAGCGGGGAGCUGGUGCACAUCGACUUUGGCGUUGCGUUCGACCAAGGCAAGCUGCUGCCGAUUCCGGAGCUGGUGCCGUUCCGACUGACGCGGGAUCUGGUGGACGGCAUGGGGGUUCACGGCGUGGAGGGCACGUUCCGACGGUGCUGCGAGGAGACGCUGCGGGUGCUGCGUGCGCACGGGGAUGCGAUCAAGACGGUGCUCGAGGUGUUUCGUCACGACCCGCUGUUUGCCUGGACGUCGAACCCGAUCAAGGUGCUGCGGGCGCAGGAGGCGGCGGCGGCGGCCGAGGAGGAGAGCGUGGCGGCGAGCAUGGAUCGCUCGGGCUCGACGGCGACGAGAGUGUCGCGCUCGACAACGCCCAUGGUGGCGGUGGGAGACGGGGUGGGCGCCGGGGUGGACACGGCGGAGCUGAGCGCGGAUCGCGCGGUGAGCUCGGUCAUGUCGAAGCUGUCGUCGAGCCUGAGCGUCGAGUCGACGGUCAACGAUCUGAUCCAGCAGGCCAUGGAUGCGGGCAAUCUGUCGGCCAUCUUUCAUGGAUGGCAGGCAGCGCUGUGA
Moesziomyces antarcticus is the source of this 9375-nucleotide messenger RNA. RefSeq names its product ataxia telangiectasia mutated. The record is from RefSeq and is a predicted model, not a curated record. The coding region runs from base 1 to 9375 and encodes 3124 amino acids. Lineage: Eukaryota; Fungi; Basidiomycota; Ustilaginomycetes; Ustilaginales; Ustilaginaceae. Gene Ontology annotation, molecular function: protein serine/threonine kinase activity; protein binding. The transcript has a single exon. Gene Ontology annotation, biological process: DNA repair.